This is a messenger RNA of Sarcophilus harrisii (Tasmanian devil), 2451 nucleotides long. RefSeq names its product kringle containing transmembrane protein 2 (gene KREMEN2). Lineage: Eukaryota; Metazoa; Chordata; Mammalia; Dasyuromorphia; Dasyuridae. The record is from RefSeq and is a predicted model, not a curated record. Bases 508 to 1896 code for a protein of 462 amino acids. Gene Ontology annotation, cellular component: plasma membrane. Gene Ontology annotation, biological process: multicellular organism development. The transcript is spliced from 9 exons.
AGUUUGAGAGGGAGGGAAUUAGAGACAGAGAAUGAGAGGGAGGUCCUGGAACCAGGCAAAAGCUGAGCCGGGAGGCACCCAGGACAGACCUGGCAAAACAGAAGUGGGGAGAAAGGGAGAAAUUCAGAAGAGACACAAAAAAUUGAAUAAGACAGAUUCAGAAAUACUCGGAUUAUGAUAAUAUAGGUUUAGGUAACAGGGAAGAGUCAUAGAUAGUGAGCAGGAAGAGACUCAGAAGCCAGUUGACAAAUCAGCAAAGCUCAAGAGAUGGGGGCAGGACUCACUCUCAAAGUAGCUUCUGUUCAAAUGGUUUGGUGAAGAUCCAGGCUAUGAGAGAGUGAGAAGAGCUGUUUGGGGAAUUAAGAAAAGCAGGUGCCAGUCACCUGGAAAGGAAGGUGAGGUGAGUGAAGGGCAAGAGAGCCAGGACUGAAGCAAGGGGUGGGGGACCAGAGAGGAGUUAGAAGGCCCCAUGAUUCUGGCUCUAAGGAUCUCCCCAUAAAGGGGGCCAUGGGACCCUUGGAACUCUGGAACCUCCUGCUGUUGCUGCUCUCCCCUACCCUGACCCUGACCCUGGGGGGGAAUCUACAGAGCCCAGCGCUGUCGGAGUGCUACCAGGUGAAUGGGGCAGACUACCGAGGCCGCCAGAACCGGACCGGACCCCGAGGCAGUGGUCGGCCCUGCCUUUUCUGGGACCAGACGCAACAGCAUAGCUACAGCAGCAGCAAGGAUCCCCAAGGCCGCUGGGGUCUGGGAGCGCACAACUUCUGCCGGAAUCCCGAUGGAGACGUACAGCCCUGGUGCUACGUUGCGGAGACAGAGGAGGGGAUCUACUGGCGAUACUGCGACAUCCCCACGUGCCACAUGCCGGGCUACUUAGGCUGUUUUGUGGAUUCCGGGGCUCCCCCAGCUUUGAGUGGCCCCAGUGGCACCUCCACCAAACUCACAGUACAGGUCUGCCUGCGCUUCUGUCGCAUGAAGGGAUAUCAGCUAGCUGGGGUAGAGGCCGGUUACGCUUGUUUCUGCGGCUCCGAGAGGGACCUGGCCCGGGGACGCCCAGCCCCGGCCACAGAUUGUGACCAGAUCUGCUUCGGCCACCCGGGACAGCUGUGCGGUGGAGAUGGGAGGCUGGGCAUCUAUGAAGUGUCCGUGGGUUCCUGCCAAGGGAAUUGGACUGCCCCGCAGGGUGUCAUCUACUCUCCGGAUUUCCCAGAUGAAUAUGGCCCAGACCGCAAUUGCAGUUGGAUUCUGGACCCUCCAGGGUCGGCCUUAGAGCUCACCUUCCGCCUUUUUGAGCUGGCCGACUCCAGAGACCGGCUGGAGCUUCGGGAGGCUGGCUCUGGCCGGUUACUGCAGGAUUUCGAUGGGACAAGGCCACCGCCUCCGGGACCCCUGCGCCUUCCUACAGCUGCCCUCCUGCUUACUUUCCACAGCGACCCCCGAGGCCAUGCGCAGGGUUUCGCCCUUACCUAUCGAGGAAUUUUGGAUUCUCUUGAGGACUUGGGAUCCCCUCAAAGCUUGGCCCAGACCUUGCCAGUGCCCAUGGAUGGAACUAACUGCAGCACUGGGCCUGGGGAUCCAGACCCUGGAAUAGGGGCUGGGGUCUUCUACUCCGUGACGGUGGUGUUCAUAUUGCUCCUCAUCCUCUUCUCCUUCUACCGCCUGCUUCGGAAACGGAGCUGUAUGCUGGCACCAGGGAAGGGGCUGAUGGGGCGACUACUGGUGCUGGGGCCUGUCAGGGGAGCUGGGAGAAGCUGGGUCGUCUGGUAUCGCCGGCCCCGUGGGGUAGCUGUCCCCAGUACCACUGGAGACCCCGCUCCUGAGGGUCCAGCUCUGGGCUACCGGCCCCUCAGUGCCUCCAGCCAGAGCUCUCUACGAUCCCUCAUCUCAGCACUCUGACCCAGACUGGCAAACCCACUCCAGCCCCGGAACUUUAGCUCCUAUCAAACUGUGGCAAACUGUCACAUCCUCUGAAAUCUGCCCAUUCCAGACCAAUCUAGGUUUCUUCACUGGCCCCUAUCUCCCAUCUCUUCUACUGAUUGGCCUAAAAUGGAAUCAGAAGACAACCAGGGGACAAACCCUGGACACCUGCUUCCCGACUUGUGAAUGGAAAAAGGCUGGGGUGGGGGGAAGAAAGAGAUAAAAUAGGAAGCAGUCAAACCAUCAGUCUUGUUGAUGGACCUCAGGAUGAUUAAGUCCAAAAGACACAAGAAAUACAGAACUGUGGACCCCUCUACUCAGCACUCCAGGACCAAGUGACAGCAGCUGACAGAUUCAGGGGCAAUCCCUAAAUGUGACAAGAUAUGUACUAAGUUGGGAGUAGGUCUGAGAUCCUGGAAAAUGGUGCCGUUUUCAGGAAUCUUCUUGAACCUGAUGAAGAGGUCACAGGUCAAGAAAAAGUGACCAAAGACCUGAUGUAUAGAUUUUGAAUAAAGGAACAUAUUUUUGUACUGA